AUGGUACCAACGCUGCUCAUAACCAGCGGAGUUCUUGAAACAGCCUCGAAGCAAUUGGACCAAGUCAUCGAUCAGGCUCGUCAUAGACAUCAUCAACACCGAAGUAAAUUCAAAGAAGCCAUUGACUAUUUAGAUCAAAUCUUCGAAGACCUGAAAAAAGAAUGCGAGCCAACAGAAGAAGUAUCAGUCAAACCUUCAAAGCCAGUCAAUGCAUCAAUCAUGACUCAGCCUGUACCCACUCUAUCUACUAAGAAAGAGAGUAUCUCAGUCAAAAAACCUAACGCUACAAAUGCACCAACAGUUGGUCAGAUUAAUUCGAACAGUUUGAAAACUAACAGUUUACCAACACGAGGGAAUAAGAACAAAAUUAUGAAGCCUCCAUCACCCUUGGACGUUGUAAUCGCAGCGGGGAUGACAUCCUCGAAUAGUCUCAAGGCAUCCAAACCAUCGAAAGACACAUCAGAACCUCCGAUAGAUUACGCAGUCUCAGAAACUAUUGUUUUGCCUAAGAAGACCGACAAACUGGACUUCACACGCAGAUGGCUCCACAACGAUUUAUCAUCACUAGCUCAUAACGGUCCAGUCAACCUGAUAUCCGACUCGGGUACUUACUUGGAUGAAGAUGAACAUUCUCUCGGAAGUUGUUCAGCUGAAGUAGCUGCGAUCAAUGUGGACAAAAUAAAAAGAACAACUAAACAACCGCAAAUUAUCUUACCUCAGAACCAGCCUGCUCCUAUUCGUCCUCAACCCUUCCGACCGCAACCCGGCUACAUUGGAGCAGCAGGAUCAAGUAAUGGGACUCGGCAUUUCCCUGUCGAUAUCGAUAGUCGCUUCACCAGCUCAUCUUCCCUACAACGAGUUGCUUCCUUCGAUCAUAUGUCUCCUGAGAAACGCUCAAAUGAUAAUCACUAUUGGCGGUCAGGAUCACAGGAACCCUAUCAUACAUUACAAUCAGUCCGCUCCGAUGCGGAAUUCAGACCAUCCCCUUCAGCUUUCCAAGCUCUUGGCAACCGUGGAAGCAGUCUUAGAGCUUCUUUACGUUCUUUACCAGAUGCAUCAAAUGUUCGAGCCAACUCUGUAUCGAGACGUGAACAUCAGCAACCCCCACUCUCGAUCGAUCAGUUAGUUGCUGAUCUCGAACUAAAUACAGAAACACAACAAACUCUCGCGAACGAUAAACGCAGGUCAUUCCCAACAAGUUUAGAAUCAGAAGUCAAUUCCCUCUCGCGAAACAACUCUCAAAGAGAUCGAACUACAGGUGCUGGUGUUCGGACGUCUUAUCACGCUCCAGCUGCUCCAGUUAAAUCAAAUCUAACCAACAGAAACUUAAACUUGAAUCAUAAAAGCUUAGAUGAAGUAACAUCUUUAUUGAACAAUGUGGUAGGGGAUAUGAAUAAUAGUAAUGUCCAACUAAGAAGGAAACAAACCAACAGUAACACGAAUACCGGCAAUCAACUUAAUCCGUUCGAAACUAUUAAUCAAGAGAAAAUAAAUCCUAGCCGAGUUGAAGCCAUGCAUAAUAUGUUUGAACGAGGAGGUAGUACAAAAACUAAAAAUGGCAACUCCAAUGCACAUUCUGCAUGGAGGACAGGCCCUCAGCCUUUUCGUCGCAUUGCUCAACAACCAGCAUCCACUAAUAAUAAUAAUAAUAAUAAUAAUAAUAAUAAUAAUACUAUGAAGCCACCAUAUGAUGAAGAAAGUUAUUAUGACAUUGCGGAUUUUGCAGUGAAGCCUUAUAGGAAAGUCUCUCCACCACGACAAGUUCUUCAAACUACUUCAACCCGCAAAGCCUCGCCUUCUAUUGAUCCUAUUGCACCUGCCUACCCUUCCAGUCAACCUCCACAGUUCCCACCAGCGAACAAUAAUAUCAGAAAUAGUUCAGCUACCUCAUCAACAAAUGGAGGUUAUUAUUCUUCAAAUAGUUCAAUGGCUGGUGGUAAUCAGAUGACUCGAAGAAGUUCUUUAGUAGGCCAUCAAUCUAUUUCAUCACGAGCUCCAUCGAUAGAUGAUGAAGAUGAUGGGUUUUAUGAUAACAUUGGAGUUUACGAUGAGCGAAGAUUUUCUCAUGGUUCUGAUAUGGAUGUUGCUUCUAUAUCAACGAGGACCCCUGGAAAUGCAAAAGGAACACGCAUCGGUAGUUUUCUGCGGAAAAUAGGAGGACGAACUAACCGGCCGCCUGGCAGUGCUGCUAGUCUUAUAUCCCUAAAUAAAGUAGCCAAUGAAACUCAAUUGCAUCAAGGAAUUCUUCAAAAAAGCAAUAGUAUGAGUUCGGAGCCUUGGAAUAAGCAAAUUUUACAAUCAAAUGGAAAAGGUCUAACGUCAUCGAACUCGUCUUCGUCUGCAGUAAAAUCUGAGCGUGGAAGUAAUAGUGGAAUAGGAACACGUUUGAAAAAUUCAUUAUUCGGAUCUAAAAAACGAUUGAAUGGAUGA
Molecule: messenger RNA, 2430 nt
Organism: Auanema sp. JU1783
Lineage: Eukaryota; Metazoa; Nematoda; Chromadorea; Rhabditida; Rhabditidae
Source: the annotation of a GenBank genome assembly